GAGAAGAGAAGGGGUCAAAUUCAGAUAGCAAUAGUCAUAAAUUUCACACAAAAAGGGUCAAAACAGACAAAGCAGCCGAAGGAGAAGAAAUUUCCCUUUCAACAAUCAGCGUUUAGCUACAGCAACGCCCCAAUCCACCAGCACAACCACCGCACGCGGUGGCGCGUGAACCAGUUGCUGGGCACCUCUCCAUGUGCUGACGACGGUAACCGGCCGGAGAGGUGAUGGGUCAGGGCUUGAGCUGCGGCGAACGCCUUGAAAAUGGGCUGUUCCGAGCUGUGCAGAAUGGGGAUUUGGAGCUUGUUGAGACUAUGGUAAAAGCUGAUCCAACUGUCUUGGAACAGACCACUCCUCGUUCGAGGAUGUCUGCUCUGCACAUCGCAGCUGCUUAUGGUCAGAUCGAGAUUCUUUCUUUCCUCUUGGAUCGGUCUGUGAAUCCCGAUGUGUUGAAUCGCAACAAACAGACUCCAUUAAUGCUGGCUACAAUGAAUGGGAAGAUAUCCUGUGUGCAGAAACUUAUUGAAGCAGGAGCAAACAUUCUUAUGUUUGAUUCUCUAAAUCGCCGAACCUGCCUGCAUUAUGCUGCUUAUUAUGGUCACUCAGAUUGCUUAGAAGCCAUAAUUUCUGCUGCCCAUUCAGCUCCAGUUGCAGCCACUUGGGGAUUUAUCAGAUACGUGAACAUUCGAGAUGGAGGAGGUGCCACUCCAUUGCAUAUAGCUGCACGUCGAAGACAGCCACAGUGCAUCCAGAUCCUUUUGGCAAAUGGAGCUCUUGUUUGUGCUUUAACUUGUACUUAUGGCUAUCCAGGGAGUUCGCCUCUUCAUCUAGCUUCUAGAAGUGGUUCUUUAGAAUGUGUUCGAGAAUUGCUUGCGUGGGGAGCAGAAAGAUUACAAGUGGAUUCAGCUGGGAGAAUACCUUACACGGUUGCUAUGAAGCGCAAGAAUUGGAUGUGUGCUGCCUUGCUUAAUCCUGCAGCAGCAGAACCUCUUGUCUGGCCAUCAAAACUGAAAUUCAUCAAUGAGCUAAAUCAAGAGGCAAAAGCUCUGCUAGAGAGGGCCUUGGUGGAAGCAAACAUGGAGAGAGAGAAGGCCAUUUUGAAGGAGAAUUCCUACUCACCUCCAUCUCCUUUACAAUCUGAUGUUGAGUUCGAUGAUGCAGAAUCUGAGGGGUGCGAUCUCGAGUUAUGCUGCAUAUGCUUUGAGCAGGCCUGCACUUUAGAGGUUGAUCCUUGUGGUCAUCAAAUGUGUGCCCAUUGCACCCUAGCUUUAUGCUGUUACAAGAAGCCAAAUAGCUCGAGCAAUUGUCCUACCGCCCCGCUUUGCCCUUUUUGUCGGAGCAGCAUUACUCAACUACACGUGGCAAAGAUCAAGGUGACUGAUAAUGCAGAACCUGAAAUUAAUUCAUCAAAACUAAGGCGGUCGAGAAAGUCAAAUUUCAGUGAGGGCAGUAGUAGCUUCAAGAGCUUAUCAGCUUUGGGGUCGUUUGGGAAGAUUGGUGGCCAUAGUACAGGAAGAUUUCCAGUUGAAUGUGACGAGGAGGUUGAUAAGAGUUUCUAAAUGACAUCUUCUCCUUGGGGUCUUGUUCGAGCAAAGCGGAUUAUCCAGUCAAUGUAAGAGUCUUGGAUAUGGAAAAACAGCAAUGGUUCUGUUUUAAAAAUCUACUUGAAUGCCUAAGAAGCAUGGCUACAAGUGUCGUUGCGAUUUCAAUUAUCUUGAGUAAGUAUAAGGUGGUCGAAUCUGUCGUUCGUCGUUUUCUUACUGAAGCUGCAGCAAGUUACUAUUUCUGAGUCGUAUGCUUGCUGAGUACUUUUUAUGGUUUUGAGUUCUAAUAAAGCUUCAUAAAUUGCUCAUUUAUUUAA
This is a messenger RNA of Benincasa hispida (wax gourd), 1858 nucleotides long. RefSeq names its product putative E3 ubiquitin-protein ligase XBAT31. Gene Ontology annotation, molecular function: protein binding. The record is from RefSeq and is a predicted model, not a curated record. Lineage: Eukaryota; Viridiplantae; Streptophyta; Magnoliopsida; Cucurbitales; Cucurbitaceae.